This is a messenger RNA of Nerophis lumbriciformis (worm pipefish), 1548 nucleotides long. Lineage: Eukaryota; Metazoa; Chordata; Actinopteri; Syngnathiformes; Syngnathidae. The record is from RefSeq and is a predicted model, not a curated record.
AUGAGUGACCGAGCCGAGAUGAGAGGGCCCGGAGCCCGACAAAGGAGGACGACUAUUACUGGCAGCGUCAAGCAGCAAGCCAACGGCGGCAAGUCGCACACUAGCGCCGUUGGGGACAAAUCAAUGCCGUAUCCUGGGAGGAAGACCGAGGUAACGGCCAGGCGUCUUAAUAACAACGACGGAAAGGCGGCUAGAGAACUGGGCCAGCAAUCUGCAGAUAAAAACAGCACGCCGGUUAGUCCAGUGGACGAAAUAAGCGAGGGACUCAGCUGCCAUGUCCAGCAGGAGUCCCUUCUCAGCUCUGCCAGUGGCUUUAGUAACUACAGAGGAAUCCUCAACUGGUGUGUUGUCAUGCUGGUGCUGAGUAAUGCACGCCUCUUCCUGGAGAACAUAAUAAAGUAUGGUAUUCUGGUAGACCCCAUACAGGUGGUGUCCCUCUUCUUGAAAGACCCUUAUAGCUGGCCAGCUGCCUGCCUCAUUAUUGUUUCCAACGUUUUCAUAUUGGCAGCUUUGUAUACAGAAAGACGUCUCGCUGUGGGAACUGUGUCCGAAACCAUCGGCUUGAUUCUUCACAUAUUCAACCUGACCUCACUACUGAUUUUUCCUUCCGCAACUGUCCUCUCUGUCACCUCUAUUACCCCUGUGGGAGGAAUUCUUUCCUUGGGAAUUUACACAGUGCUGUUCCUCAAGCUGUACUCCUACCAGGACACCAACAGGUGGUGCCGCGAGAUCAGACAAGCCAAAGCCAAGAGACUGACCCGCUCCUACUCAUGCCCAUCUGUGGCUCAGUCCAAUGGAUCAGCAGUGCACACAAACGUGUCCUACCCUGGGAAUCUCACACACAGAGACAUGUACUACUUUGUGUUUGCCCCGACACUCUGCUACCAGCUGAACUUCCCACGCUCGCCCCGGAUACGCAAGCGCUUCCUCCUCAGGAGACUCUUUGAAAUGUUGUUUUUCAUGCAACUGCUGGUGGGGCUAAUACAGCAGUGGAUGGUUCCAACAAUACAAAACUCAAUGAAGCCGUUCCAGGAAAUGAACUUUUCUCGAAUGGUGGAACGUCUGCUAAAGUUGGCAGUCCCCAACCAUUUAAUCUGGUUAAUCUUCUUCUAUUGGUUCUUCCACUCGUCCAUGAAUUUCGUGGCUGAGCUGCUGCAAUUCGGGGACCGGGAGUUCUACAGAGACUGGUGGAACUCUGAGAGCGUCACCUACUUCUGGGCCAAUUGGAACAUCCCAGUUCACAAGUGGUGCCUGAGACAUUUCUACAAGCCGAUGUUGAGGAGAGGUGUCAACAAACUAGUUGCUCAAAGCGCCGUCUUCCUGUUGUCUGCCUUUUUCCACGAGUAUUUGGUGAGCGUCCCGCUGAAGAUGUUCCGACUCUGGGCCUUUAUGGGCAUGAUGGCUCAGGUUCCUCUUGCUUGGUUCGUCGGGCGCUUCCUGAACGGUAUCUACGGCAACGCGGCUGUUUGGAUGUCGCUCAUCAUCGGCCAACCUGUGGCCGUGCUGAUGUACGUGCAUGACUACUACAUCCUGCACUAUAGCACAUAA